Camponotus floridanus (Florida carpenter ant) is the source of this 1342-nucleotide messenger RNA. RefSeq lists its product as uncharacterized. The coding region runs from base 335 to 877 and encodes 180 amino acids. The transcript is spliced from 4 exons. Gene Ontology annotation, cellular component: membrane. The record is from RefSeq and is a predicted model, not a curated record. Lineage: Eukaryota; Metazoa; Arthropoda; Insecta; Hymenoptera; Formicidae.
UCGUACUGCGACAGAGUUUGGUCAGUCGGUCGGUGUCGUUGCCAGCUGGUGCAUCACGUUAAGUCUCUUCGGGAUCUCGCGACGAACACGCAGCCGGUGUGGUUUCAUGAUCACACCCUUUUCUCUUUUUUCUUCUUUCUAUCCGAUCUCUCUCAUCUCGUGCGAACGACUCAUUUUUUUUCGCGGAAUUGGUUGCAGGAUCGGAAAAUUUGAGAGAUAUCACUUUCUGUCAAAAUCUUGCACGUACUUCUCUCCUCCAUCGAAGAAGAGGGGGAACACAUGUGUGCACGGUAGAGCGGCGCAUGAGGGAUGAUGUGAGGGGACACAAUACAGCAUGAAGGCAACAUGUUCCUGCUACUGUCAGUGCUGUCAGAGCGGAGGUUGCUGCAAUAGCCGGACGCUCUUCAACCAUUCUGAGAGACCAUCUAUUGAUACGUGCACGUCCCACUUUUCCGAAGUAACCAUCCCGCGGAUCAUGAGGAGAGCAUCCAUCAAGACACUCACGUGGACGUUCUACUUGUCCACCCUGUUAUUCCUACCGACGAAAACAAGUGCCCUGGAAGAGAACUGUACGGAUUUCCAAGGCGGUAUUAUCAGACACGGCCUCCUCUACGUGCCAGGCCCUGCGGUCUGCAGUCUCUGCGUAUGUUAUCAUUCCGAGCCGAGAUGGUGCCAAGCCAUCUACUGUACGCCACCGUAUAAAUGCAAGAAGUUUCGCGUGGGCGAGCGUUGCUGUGAGUUUGAAUGCCUCGACGACAGCGACGAUUGGACUGGCCCGGACGUGUACAAUGUGUAUGCCAUGGCAUCAUCAAUGGACCAGAAGCAAAAUCCCGUCCUCUGUCUGCUCGGACUGAUCGCGCUACUGAUGGUGCCCUAGUUACAACCUGACGGGACCCGCGAUCAUCGUCGCCGCCAACCUUGCCCUCGUCAGGAGAAUUCGUCCGUUAGUGAUAUCAGUGAUCCGAUGAUGAUGACGACGACAAAGACGAUGACGACGAUAGAAUUGUGCACGAGAAAAUCCCGAAACAGGUUUGAUUCAUGCUACGCAGCUUAUUUUGAUGACCGAUACAUCCCUUGCCUAUGGCAAUUACGUCGUCCGACUUUGGAAUAAUAUGAAAUAAAUGAAUUGAGAACUGAUGUUUUUUUACCGAUAUGGAUGAAUCCAAGAUCGAACAAUUGUAGAAAUAAUUGGAAAGAGACACGGAAAUAUGGCUUUUUUAAUUUGUAAACAAUAAAUAUAAUCCUGAAACAUUAAAAUUAUUACGUGACUAAAGCAAAAUUGUUACUUUAUCUCGCACACAAUUAUAUAUCAAUCGAAAGGAUAUUUUUUCAUAACUUUUUC